Arvicola amphibius (Eurasian water vole) is the source of this 2195-nucleotide messenger RNA. RefSeq names its product polo like kinase 3 (gene Plk3). Bases 1 to 1944 code for a protein of 647 amino acids. Gene Ontology annotation, molecular function: protein binding; ATP binding; protein serine/threonine kinase activity. Gene Ontology annotation, cellular component: spindle pole; cytoplasm; nucleus. NCBI's taxonomy places the organism in Eukaryota, Metazoa, Chordata, Mammalia, Rodentia, Cricetidae. Gene Ontology annotation, biological process: mitotic cell cycle; mitotic G1/S transition checkpoint signaling; Golgi disassembly. The record is from RefSeq and is a predicted model, not a curated record. The transcript is spliced from 16 exons.
AUGGAGCCCGCCGCCGGCUUCUUGUCCCCGCGCCCCUUCCCGCGCGCAGCUGCCCCUCCCGCGCCCCCCGCCGGCCCGGGGCCGCCUGCUAGUGCCUCGCCGCGGUCGGAGCCAGAGGUGCUGGCCGGGCCAGCGGCGCCGGACCCGGGUCGCCUCAUCACCGACCCAUGCAGUGGCCGUACCUACAUCAAGGGCCGCUUGUUGGGCAAGGGGGGCUUCGCCCGCUGCUAUGAAGCCGCUGACACCGAAACCGGUGUAGCCUACGCGGUCAAAGUCAUCCCGCAGAGCCGCGUCGCCAAGCCGCAUCAGCGCGAAAAGAUCCUAAACGAGAUCGAGUUGCACCGAGACCUACAGCACCGCCAUAUCGUUCGCUUUUCGCACCAUUUCGAGGAUGCUGACAACAUAUACAUUUUCCUGGAGCUCUGUAGCCGAAAGUCCCUGGCCCACAUCUGGAAGGCCCGGCACACCCUUUUGGAACCAGAGGUUCGCUACUACUUGCGCCAGAUCCUUUCUGGCCUCAAGUAUUUGCACCAGAGGGGUAUCCUGCACAGAGACCUCAAGCUGGGAAAUUUUUUCAUCACUGAUAACAUGGAACUGAAGGUGGGGGAUUUUGGGCUGGCAGCUCGGUUAGAGCCCCCGGAGCAGAGGAAAAAGACCAUCUGUGGCACUCCCAAUUACGUGGCCCCAGAAGUGCUGCUGAGACAAGGCCACGGCCCCGAGGCAGAUGUGUGGUCACUUGGUUGUGUCAUGUACACACUCCUGUGUGGGAACCCCCCGUUUGAGACAGCUGACCUGAAGGAAACGUACCGUUGCAUCAAGCAGGUUCAUUACACGUUGCCUGCCAGCCUCUCACUACCUGCCCGUCAGCUCCUGGCUGCCAUUCUUCGGGCUUCACCCCGAGACCGCCCCUCUAUUGAACAGAUCCUACGCCAUGACUUCUUUACAAAGGGCUAUACCCCUGAUCGGCUUCCUGUCAGCAGCUGUGUGGCAGUCCCAGAUCUGACCCCCCCCAACCCUGCGAGGAGUCUGUUUGCCAAAGUCACCAAGAGCCUGUUUGGCAGGAAAAAGAACAAGAAUAAGAACCAUUCUGAGGAACGGGAUAAUGUCUCCUGUUUGGUGAGCGGCCUGAUGCGCACAUCCCUCGGUCACCCGGAUGUCAGGCCUGAGGCUCCAGCAGCUUCAGGCCUGGCACCUGUCAGCUUGGUAGAGACAGCCGCUGAGGACAGCUCACCCCGUGGGACACUGGCAAGCAGUGGAGAUGGGUUUGAAGAAGGUUUGACUGUGGCCACAGUGGUAGAGUCUGCCCUCUGUGCCCUGAGAAACUGUGUGGCCUUCAUGCCCCCAGCGGAACAGAACCCAGCCCCGUUGGCACAGCCAGAACCUCUGGUGUGGGUCAGCAAGUGGGUUGACUACUCCAACAAGUUUGGCUUUGGGUAUCAGCUGUCCAGCCGCCGUGUAGCCGUGCUCUUCAACGAUGGCACACACAUGGCCCUCUCAGCCAAUAGGAAGAUCGUGCACUACAACCCCACCAGCGCAAAGCACUUCUCCUUCUCUGUGGGGUCUGUACCCCGUGCUCUGCAGCCUCAGCUGGGCAUCUUGCGGUAUUUCGCCUCCUACAUGGAACAGCACCUCAUGAAGGGCGGAGAUCUGCCCAGUGUGGAAGAGGUAGAGGUGCCUGCCCCGCCCUUGCUAUUGCAGUGGGUCAAGACUGAUCAGGCCCUGCUCAUGCUGUUCAGUGAUGGCACUGUCCAGGUGAACUUCUAUGGGGACCACACAAAACUGAUCCUCAGUGGCUGGGAACCUCUCCUUGUGACUUUUGUGGCCCGAAAUCGCAGUGCUUGUACUUACCUCGCCUCCCACCUCCGGCAGCUGGGCUGCUCUCCAGACCUGCGGCAGCGGCUGCGCUAUGCUCUGCGCUUGCUCAGGGACCGAAGUCCUGCUUAGGUUCCAACCUGCAGAGCAGGCUGUUAUCAGACCCCGGGCCUGUGCCUGAAAGACUCGGGCCCUUGCCUUUGUUGCCCUUCCUGUCCCUUUGGUGCCUCACUGGGGGCUCUGGGCUGAGUCCCCCAGGGAAUCAGGGACAAGCUUUACUACAGUUGGGGACGGCCUGUCCUCCCUGUCUCUUACCCUUUCUCCCUGAGAUAAGCCUGAGCCUUAGCUCCCAGCUAGGGGGCAUUAUUUAUGGACCACUUUUA